CAAGCUCAAAGUACACUCACACACUCUCUCACACACACACAUCAGGAUCUCAUUUCUAAUGCAAGAGGUCAAGUCUCACUCAUCAUGAGGGUCGUUACAUCAGACAGCGGCUCUGUCUCUGCGGCAAACCACUAUACAGACGAGCUGGAGAACCCAGACACCAGUGACGACACUGAGUUCUGGAGGAAAGACUCGUCUGUGCCCAGGUUUGUAGCAGCGCCCUCUAUCGGCCGCUGGCGGUGGCGUGUGUUCGCUGCCAUCAGUGUAACGGCUCUGAUGCUUCUGUUGCUGAUCGUCACAGUAUCUGUGAGCCACAUGAAGUUUGAUCGGAAGUUCUCGACUACCGAGACAAACGUGAAGAAUCUGACAGAAACGCUCCUGAGCAUCAUUUCCAGAGCAAACACUCUGGAGGAAUACGGACAUAAAAUGCAUUUGGACAUCAGCAAUCUGGAGUUCGACCAGGAGAAGAUGCAAAGAACGAUUAAUGAUAUGUCUGAUUCAGCACAGGCUCUUCGUGACAAGGUUUCGGAUCUAAAAUGCCACAUUGACAAGUUCAUAACCAACAACACACAGGAGCUGUGCUGUCCUGGCGGAUGGGUUCUCUUCUCCACAGACUGUUAUUUCUUCUCUGAAGACGGGAUGCCGUGGGACGCGGCCAGAGACGAGUGUGAGAAGAAGAGAGCAAAGUUACUCAUCAUAAACAGCAAACAGGAGAAGAGCUUCGUGGUGAGCAAGACCAGGCCUCUGUUCUACUGGCUGGGUCUGAGCGACGGCCGCACCGGAGACUGGGAAUGGCUGGACGAGACGCCGUAUGUGCAUGUCAGGAGUGAAUGGAUGCCAGGCCAGCCUGAUGACUGGAAGAAUCACGGUUUGGGCGGCGGUGAAGACUGCGCUCACUUCCACUACGACGGGCGGUAUAACGACGACCACUGCUCUCGCCGCUACCGCUACGUCUGCAAAGCUCACGCGUCCUCCAUCUGACGACACACACUUCAUCAAACCAACACAACACAGCAAUGUGCGUGUUAACUGUAGAAUGUUUCAUAUUUAACGAUAUU
This is a messenger RNA of Rhinichthys klamathensis goyatoka, 1058 nucleotides long. RefSeq names its product asialoglycoprotein receptor 1a (gene asgr1a). The record is from RefSeq and is a predicted model, not a curated record. The transcript is spliced from 9 exons. Gene Ontology annotation, molecular function: signaling receptor activity. Bases 85 to 981 code for a protein of 298 amino acids. Lineage: Eukaryota; Metazoa; Chordata; Actinopteri; Cypriniformes; Leuciscidae.